GGAACCAGCGCGAAGGCUGCGGGUUGCCAGGCUCCUGGGGUCCGGACGGCGCCCUGAGCGCUGUCGCGGGAGGGAGCCGGAGCCGGAGCCGGAGCCGGAGCCGGAGCCAGAGCCAGAGCCAAAGCCAGAGCUCCGCGUUGGGACUGGGAGCUGGGCGGAGGGGCGCGAGCUGGGAGCGGGGACGGGAGCAGGAGCGAGGCACGGCCCGGCGCCCGCGUGCUCUCCACCCCGGGCAGACGCCGCUCCGGAUUUGCCAGCAGAGGGGUGUGGCGGGGAAAGCGGGCCUUGGAUUUGGUGCUCAGGGUGGAUGGGCGGGAGCCGCGAGUGCCGAAGGAGACCUGCAGCUCCGCCUGCGUUUUCUGCAGAACCUUGGACCUUACCAGAUGGAUGAUCUCUGUGAUGGAAAUGGCACUUUUGCCAUCAGCUUAUUAAAAAUGUUGGGUGAAGAAGACAACUCACGAAAUGUGUUCAUAUGCCCCCUGAGCAUCUCCUCCUCCCUGGCCAUGGUCUUCCUGGGAGCAAAAGGAAACACUGCAGCCCAGAUGUCCCAGGCACUUUGUUUGGACAGAGACGGAGAUGUCCAUGCAGGUUUCCAGUCUCUUCUUGCUGAAGUUAACAGAGCCGGCACUAAGUACCUGCUUAGAAUGGCCAGCAGACUCUUUGGAGAAGAAUCGUGUGAUUUUCUUCCAACCUUUAAGGAAUCCUGCAAGAAGUUCUAUCAGGCAGAGAUGGAGGAGCUGUCCUUUGCUAAAGAUGCUGAAGAAUGCAGGAAACACAUCAAUGACUGGGUGACAGAAAAGACUGAAGAUAAGAUUUCAGAAGUGCUGGGUCCUGGGAUCAUCAGUUCACUGACCAAGUUGGUCCUUGUGAAUGCUGUGUAUUUCAGAGGAAAGUGGAAUGAGCAAUUUGACAGAAAGUACACGAGGGGAAUGCCCUUUAAAACUGGCAAGGAGAAAAAAACAGUGCAGAUGAUGUUCAAGCAUGCACAGUUUAACCUGGGCUAUGUAGAGGAGGUGCAUACGCAGGUCUUGGAGCUGCCCUAUGCAGAGGAAGAGAUGAGCAUGAUCAUUCUGCUUCCUGAUGAUGACACUGAUCUUGCCGUGGUGGAGAAAGCACUUACAUAUGAGAAGUUCAGAUCCUGGAUAAAUCCAGAAAACAUGAAGAAAAGUAAAGUUCAAGUUUUCCUUCCCAGAUUAAAGCUGGAGGAGAGUUAUGACUUGGAAUCUAUUCUUCGACGUUCAGGAAUGACUGAUGCUUUUGAGGAGAUGAAGGCUGACUUUUCUGGAAUGUCAACUAAAAAGAAUGUGCCACUGUCCAAGGUUGCCCACAAGUGCUUUGUGGAGGUUAAUGAGGAAGGCACAGAGGCAGCUGGGACCACUGCAGUGGUCCGGAAUACCCGGAGUGCCAAGAUAGAACCAAAGUUCUGUGCAGACCACCCUUUCCUUUUCUUCAUCUGGCACCACAGCACCAACAGCAUCAUGUUCUGUGGCAGGUUCUCUUUGCCAUGAAGAGUUUCUGUUGCUAUACAUGCCCCAUUCUCCCUUCUGCCUAUUGUGCCUUCAUUAAAAUUUCAUGUGGCCAAACUGGUGCAGUGGCUUGAACACCAAAAUAAAGUGUGUGCACUGGUGGGAUUUGUGAAUGUCUCUUCUGAAAUUUCCAGUGCCCUUGAGAAUAACUGAGGCUUCAGAUAUGUGGAGUUUGGGGUUGAGAAGGCUGCCCUUGUCUUGGAAUAUUCAAGAUAUUUCUUGUCUCACUUAUAGUCUGUGCCUACUGUUUGUAAGCAUCUUAUUGAUUAAUGACCAGUUCUUCAAUGAGAUUUUCCAUCCUGUGAUAGUUUUUAAACUCUGACCACCACCAUUGCCAUUCUCUCCAGGGAUGCCAGAGCCUAGGUCCCCCUGCACACAAAGAUAGGCAGGCAGAACCAUACUACUAUAUAGGGUGACUCUGUAGCCACUCAAUGCAGGCAGCUAAGAUAGUAUCUCAUACAUCAUGCUGUGGCCAUCCACGUCCCAAAACUCACAUAGCUUCUCAUGGAGACAGCUUCUUUAGAACUUCUUUUCAUAAGAAUCAGAUAUAAGUUCAAGGGCUCAGCAACGAGCUUAAGGACUGUGCUUGGAGACAGAUCAGUGAAAUAUGCCAGGUCAUCACCUUCUGUCACUUUUGUUUUGAAACCCCCCUAAAAUCCCCAAAGGAACAAAACAAUUCUUAGAAGAUAUGAUAAACUUCUUAUUAAUUGUAUAUCCUCAGACAUUCUCUCCCUAUUCUAUGUAUGCAAAUAUAAAUUCAUAAGUAUUUUAGCACAAGUUAAUCAUAACUUCUGUAGCAUAUGUCUACCCUUAUUUACUAUAAAUUUUCCUUAAGAUAGUUAUCUUUCCAUGUCAUCAAUUUGAUGUGCAUAGUAUUCUUAUGUAUGGCUGUAUUUCUAUAUUUGAAUCUACUUGAAUGAUGAUAAAAUUGUUUAUAUAAUAUAUGAUCAUGAGUAGCCUUGAUAUCUGCUCACACCCUUAAUUUUUGGAACAAUAUUCCUAAAAAUGAUACUGUCAGGUUAAAUUUUUCAGACUUCUAAAUUGGUGUCGAAAAGUUUUACUGAUUUACAUUCUUGUUUAUGUUUUUAUUUACAGUACUGCUAAUUCCUGUCUGCCUUAUUAUGUUUAUGAGUUGGACUAAACAGGGGUUAGUCUUGAUUCUACUUUGAUUCACAGUUAACAAUUACAUGAAACAUUAAUAUUAUAGUUGUUACUUAAAAUUCACCAAGCUAGAAUAUGUUCUCAAGCCAUAUUCAUUCAGCAACCAUAUUUUCUAAGGUACAUUAAUCCACAGAGCUGGAAAGUAUACAUCUGAGUUUUCAUCUCACUGGCACUUCUAACUUAAAAAUAUACUUUUAUUGAGGUAUUAUUGACCCAGAAUAAACUUUAGAUGUUUAAGACAUACAAUUUGAUAAGUUCUGAUGCAUGUAUGCAUCCAUGAAACCAUGUCCACAUUUAAAAUAAUGACCGUGCCUAUCACAUCUCUGAAUUUUUUAUUGAACCUUUGUAAUCUCCCCUUUUCCCUCUUUAACCACUUAGCCUUUUUCCUUAGACAGACAAUGAUCUGCAUUCUAUCACUAUAGCUUAAUUUUAUUUUCUAGAAUUUUAUUUACUUGGAAUCCUCACCCUUUUCAUAUGGUUUCUAACACUCAGUACAAUUACUUUGAGAUUGUUCAACAUUUUAUAUAUAUAUAUAUAUAUAUAUAUAUACACACACACACACACACACACACAUAACUUCCUAUUAUUGUAAAGUAAUACAUGAUUAUAUAUAUAUACACCACAGUUUUGAAAUCCAUUCGCAUUUAGAUGGAUAUUUGGGUUGUCACCAAUAUUUGCUUCUUGGUGAAUAAAAUUUCUCACCCAUAUUGUGCAGCUUUUAGUUUAGUUUUGUUUUCUUAUUGUAUUUUGAUAAUCUUUUGUUACAGAUACAAUAUACUUUAUAAUAUAUAUGUUUUAUCACAGACCAUGUGUUGCACUUUCCUUUUGAUAACAGUGCUUUUGAAAAGCAGGUGCUCUUAAUUUUGGUGGUUUAAUUGGCAUCUGUACUACUAUUCUUGUCAUACCUAAGGACCUUGCCUAACUCAAGAUUACAAGAACUACCUCUCUGUCUUUCAGAAUGUUAAUAGUAUUCAAUUUUAUAUUUAGGCCAUGAUCCCUUUUGACUUAUUUUCUCACAUGUUGAACAGUACUCUUUCUCCUCUGAAUGUUGAUCUUUGUUGAAAUUUGAUUGAUCAUACAUAUGUCAUUUUAUUUGUGGACUUCAUUUAAUUGUAUUGACCUUAUUGUCUGACUUGAUGCCAAUACCACACUGUCUUGAUUACUGUAGCUUAAUAACAAAUCUUGAAAACUGCUAAGUUUUGCAACAUAUUCUUAUAUUUGUAAAACUGUUCUGGCUAUACCCAGUACUUUGGAUUUCCCUGCGAAUUUCAGACUUAGUUUUUUCACUUGUGCAAAAAACUGGACUUUUGAAUAAGACUGUGUAGAUAAUAACAUUAAUUUUGGGGAAGUAAACAUGAACAAUAUUGAAUCUUCGAAUCCAUGAACAUAACACAUUUCUUCAUUUUUAAGAUCUCUAAUUUGUCUUACUAUACUUUUGUAGUUUUCAGUACACAUUUAUUACACAACUUUUCUCAGAUUUAGUCCCACAUAUUUCCCAUUUGUAUGUUAUUGUAAAUUGUGUUGCACUUUAAUUUCAGUUUCUGAUUAUAUGUUGCAAGUAUGUCAAAAUAUAAUUAGUUUUUGUAUUUGUCUUGUUUCCGGCAGCGUUGUUAAAAUCAGUUCUUAUAGUUUUUUCAUAGCUUACAUAUCUACUAAUAAAGAAAAGUAUUCGUUUUUUGUUUUCCAUCUGAAUUGUUUUCAUUUAUGUUCCUUACCUUUUUGGGUUGGUUGUUGAUUAGAGGUAGCAAAAACAGACAUAUUUUUCACCUGAUUGUAGGGAAAACAUAUAGUCAUUCAUCAUUAAAUGUGAUGUAAGUUGUCAAUUUUUUGUAAAUGUUCUUUUCCAGGUUGGAAAAUGUCCUAUCCCUAAUUUGUUAGGAACUGUUGUUUAUUUGUUUAUUUUUUUAAAUCAGGAAUAGAUGUUGGAUUUUGUCAAAUGGUUUUUCUGUAUCUUUGAGAUUAUCAUGGUUUUGAGGUAGGAGAGAAGAAAUAAAGAUAAAAGGAGAAAAAGAA
Chinchilla lanigera (long-tailed chinchilla) is the source of this 4700-nucleotide messenger RNA. It is a transcript of the gene Serpinb8, whose product is annotated as serpin peptidase inhibitor, clade B (ovalbumin), member 8. The coding region runs from base 384 to 1508 and encodes 374 amino acids. The transcript has 7 exons. Gene Ontology annotation, biological process: negative regulation of endopeptidase activity. NCBI's taxonomy places the organism in Eukaryota, Metazoa, Chordata, Mammalia, Rodentia, Chinchillidae. Gene Ontology annotation, molecular function: serine-type endopeptidase inhibitor activity. Gene Ontology annotation, cellular component: cytoplasm. The record is from RefSeq and is a predicted model, not a curated record.